UCACAUUGUAGCUGGGGUUCUCUUCAAAUAUACUUUUACUUUACCUCCUUGUACCUUUCGUUUGCUUGUUGGAGUUGCUGUGACUUGUUGUUUGAUUUUAGGCACACUCACUUCCCAGUGGUCGGUGAUACAAUCGCUUGACUAAGAAGCUCAUAGAGUGAGUUGAGGGUGGCACUCAACGUGUAAUACUUCGAAUUAAGAUAUACAUAUAUAAGUAGAUACAGGUUCCAAGAGAUUGGCACAGAUGUAUUCAUUUGAAGCAAAUCAUCCCAAACGUUUAUAGGCCAAAAUCAAGCUGUCCAACAACACAUCAGGUUCAACCCAACAAUCAUGUUAUUCUCCACACUUAUUACUUCCUCUUUCGCGGUCCUCGCAUUAGCAAUCCCCUUGAGACCCCGCUCUGUAUAUGAUAUUGCUGUCGAUGAAGUCUCACCGACCCCUCUGAUUGAAUGGUCAGACACAAAAAGAAUCGCAAGAACAACUGCCGACGAAGGAGAAGCUUCACUUGCCCCAAUAAUCGAGUGGGCAGAUACAAAGAAGACCGCAAGAACUGUCUCCGACGAAGAAGAAAUAUCACCUACACCCCUCAUUGAAUGGGCAAAUUCUAGCAAGGCUUAGAUGUUAACCAAUCUUGGCUUCGAUUGCCAUGCCAUCCUUUGCUCGUGUGCAACAAUGCCAUUGAAGCGCAUACGGUUUUCAGGUCGAUUAUACCGUUUGGCUGGCUAUCGGGAUAUAGGAUGGAUUUUGUCAGUCAAGAAUCAGGAAGGCUUCCAAUCAAUGCAAGGUCGAUAGAAUACACUUUUUUCAAAGAAGUUGGAAAUUAUCUGCUUCUGCUUUUCAUACAUGCAAGGCUCAAGAAUGCAAAUUAUGAUGCUUUCACCAGUUCUUGUGUCAUCGUCCACUACUUUUUAUAGACUCCGUAGCUGCUUAGGCUGCGCAAUAGUAUGUGCGAGGCGAAUCAUGGGUUUGGUGAAUAGCUUGCGGAGAAA
Molecule: messenger RNA, 989 nt
Organism: Botrytis byssoidea
Lineage: Eukaryota; Fungi; Ascomycota; Leotiomycetes; Helotiales; Sclerotiniaceae
Exons: 3
Coding region: 331-618 (95 amino acids)
Source: RefSeq, a predicted model, not a curated record